This is a messenger RNA of Trichosurus vulpecula (common brushtail), 8558 nucleotides long. RefSeq names its product potassium channel tetramerization domain containing 18 (gene KCTD18). The record is from RefSeq and is a predicted model, not a curated record. The coding region runs from base 438 to 1706 and encodes 422 amino acids. The transcript has 7 exons. Gene Ontology annotation, biological process: protein homooligomerization. NCBI's taxonomy places the organism in Eukaryota, Metazoa, Chordata, Mammalia, Diprotodontia, Phalangeridae.
GGGCACGCGGCCAGGGGGCGGGGCUUCAGGCUUCGGCCUCCGCCCCCGCCCCUGCCCAUCAGCUGCUGCCCUCGGUGGCCCGCAGUGGCCCACGGGGGCCGCACGGGGGCGCAGCCCGCAGCCUGGAGGUCGUAGAAAGAGGAGGAGGCCCCUCCGAAGCCGCCACCGCCGCCACCGCCUCCGAAGCCGCCGCUUCCACUUCCGUGUCUGGGCCGGCUUUGUGCCGCCGGUCCGAGGUCGACGUAGGGGAGGGGGGGAGGGAGGAAAGCCUCGUCCCGGGCUGCCCCGCCUCGGCUCAGCUCUCCACGCCCUGUCGGGCCUCCGUUCCGAAGCCAGUAGGGGCCUCGGUUCCGGGCCGGGGCCGGCGACCCGGGAGAGGCAGGGACGCAGAUUUGGAUAGUACUGUGGCCUAAUAAUUAGGACAGUUGGUGGGAGCAAUGGAAGGCAGCAAGGCAGAAGAGGUGCUGGAUAUUCUCAGACUUAAUGUGGGAGGCUGUGUUUAUACAGCCAGGCGUGAGUCCUUGUGCCGCUUUAAGGAGUCGAUGCUUGCAUCCAUGUUCAGUGGACGAUUUCCUCUAAAGGUGGAUGAAUCUGGGGCUUGUCUUAUUGAUCGUGAUGGGAAUCUGUUUAAAUAUCUUUUGGAUUAUCUUCAUGGGGAAGUUCGGAUUCCUAAAGAUGAGCAAACUCGAAUUGCGCUGCAGGAGGAGGCUGAUUACUUUGGCAUCCCUUAUCCUUACAGUUUAUCUGACCACUUGGCCAAUGAAAUGGAGACAUAUGCUUUAAGGUCAAAUAUAGAACUUAAAAAGGCUUUGACAGACUUUUGUGAUUCUUAUGGGUUAGCCUGUAACAAACCUACUGUUUGGGUUCUACACUAUCUCAGCACAUCUGGUGCAAGCUGUGAGAGUAGAAUUAUUGGUGUGUAUGCCACAAAAGCAGAUGGAACUGAUGCAAUUGAUAAACAGCUAGGAGGAAGAAUUCGUAGCAUUUACAAAAGAGAGGCUGGAAAUAACGUUCAGUACAUUUGGAGCUAUUAUUCAGUGGCUGAAUUGAAGAAGAUGAUGGAUGCAUUUGAUACUUGGGAAGGCGAAGGUGUUAGCUACUGGCGUGUUCCACAGGAAUUGAUAGAAUGCUGGACUCUCGAAGAACGACCUUUACAGGGAAAUUUUCGUCACAUGGCUCCAAUUAGAAAAAGGCGCUUGAUAGCCUUGAAUGAAGAUGAAGAAGAUGGUGUGAACUGUAAAGCAGGACCUAAACCCAUAAGAUUUUUGGGUCCUUCAACAAGCACACAUAUCAAAGUCAAGAAUUCUGCUUCAGUAAAGGUGGUUACAUCUAAUACUUCAAAAACCUCUUCCCAGCUGACAAUUAAGCGGCCCAGUAGUGGCAGUCACUUAGUUCGAUGCCAUACAGUGGCAAAAACCAUACCUGACCCUGGCAUUUCAAUGGCUGUGAAUUCACAGAUGCCCUGUGGAACUGGAAGUGCAGAAAAUGGUGAAACACAUACAUCUCCAGUGAAGGCUUCCCUGUCAGAAAAGAAGGCUACUCCUACUCGAGUGAUCAAACUGAAGCGGACUCCUCUAUGUACUGUAACACCUUCUCAGCUGUCCUCUCCAGGAAUGAAUAAAACAAACCACCCUGAAACCCCAUCUGCUGAGAUGCCCAAUACUUCCAGUGUGUGGGCUCAAAAUGUGAAGAAUGAGAAUAACUAACAGUAACCAGUGGUGGAAUUAAAAUUUCUUGUCUUUAUUUCUUAGAACUUCUAACCCGUAUGGUACGAUGAAGUUAAUAAGUAUCUUUUGAUACGGUAGUCAUGGAAACUACAAAUAUGAGAGUUACUGGGGAGUUUGGGGGCAAUAGGAGUUUUGACUGAAGGAUUAAAUGGUUAGGACUGAUUUACUGUUUUUAAGUUUUCAACAUUUAGUUUUUACAUAGACAUAGUUAUGAACGUCAAGUUUUUAAAAGUGCUGGACUUGUUUUAAUUUUUUUAUGGCACAAAGGCAAGAAAGCAACUUAGCAAAUUAGUCAUCAGAUAAUCUUUUUCCUAACUACUUCAGCAAAAAAGUGAUAAAUCUAAACUUCGAUUGGGACUAGAGCACUUUCAUAUUUUCAUAUUUAUUAAAGGUCAGUUCUUGGAGUAUGUCACAGCCUUAAUGGACAGCAGGUGGUAUCUGUAUUACUAUAUUUUGUGUUAGUUAAAAGAUUGGAAAAUAAAAUGUUGAACUCCUAGUUUGAUCAAGUGGAAAUAACCCCCAUCCAGUCUAGGCCAACAGGAAAAUAUAGGGAGGGAGGACAUAUAAGACAAUACUUUGAGAUCAUACCUUGACACUUAAAAUUCCUUGACUCUUAAAAUUUAAGAGUGUUCCCUUUUUGUCUCUCUCUCUAUCUCUCUGUCUGUCUCCCUCUCUUCCACUCUCCCACUCUCCCCCACACACACACACAGAGUUGGCCUUUCUUACUACUUUCCUUUUGCAAAUCUGGAUUUAAUGUAAGGUCAAUUAUUAGGGCAUAAAUUCUAGGAUACUUCUUUAGAAUGUUUUGAUAAGAGAUUGUUUUCUCUUAUUUUGGUUAACAGGAUUUUUUUUUUUUACAUUUUGAAGGCUCUUUGAAACAACAGAAGCUGGAAGUUUAGCUAUCUUUUAAAAUCUUAGUAUUUUUCAAAAGUGACCAAACACUAAAGGAAGACACUCAUUAUACAACAUAAUUUAUAUGCAUAUAACUUUCCAUAUGGGAAGAUGAAUUUAAGAUUUUUUUACAGAAUAUUUGGAUUAAUCAUCUAUUUUUCCAUGAAUAUUCAGUUGCAUAUAUUUUACCUUUUACAUUUUUUAUUUUAUAUCUGAACUCUUUCUACCUUCAAGGAAUAGUAUGCCUUUUGUGUUUUUACAACUAAUUUCAUAAAACAAUACUUUCUACAUCACUACUCAUCAGAAUAUUUGGAUUGAUCUGAAAGAGUAAGCUAAAGAUCCUUAAGAGGACUAAUUUUGCAAAAAUAAAAUAAAACUUUUCCAGAAAAAGAAACUGUGAUGAUUUUUUGUGAAUGUGCAUUUUCCUAGGUCUCACUGCCCUUUGAUAGUAAUCACAUUUGCAGCUAUGUAGAUUGGGAACUUUUCUUUUGACUUUGAAUAAUGCAGAAAAUAAUUAAACAUUGAGGAGUAUGCUAUCACAAUAGAUUAUAUUUACAUAUGCCAAAGCCUUUGAAUUGGAGUUUUCAUUAGCUGGAAUUUUUAAGAGGUGUGGAAGGUUGAAGAUCUUUGACAAUGCUGCCACAAAAUAGCAAUCGCUCAUAUUCUAUAUGUUUAAAACAUCCAGUUCUUGAAAAAAUACUACAUCAAAAUAUAGGUAUUCAGAACUUUAAAGAAUGUAUUGAUUUUCCUAUUUAUCCAGAGGGGUCAGUAUUGGGAGAUAAAGGGUAGAUUGCAUUGCUGCCAAGUUGUCAGUGUGUUUAAGUAAAGGCAACUAACUAACGUGUAGAAGGUCUUUUACUUAAAAGACAAAAGGUAUUUGAAUUGUCUCACAAUCCUGUGCCUUUUUGUUAAAUAUGUGAAAUGCUACCAAUUUAACUUAACCACCCUUUAUUUAAUUCCUUAGAAUUUGGUUUGGGGCAAAAUGUGAAGGAGACUCAAGAAACCAGGGUUGGGGGGGGGAAUUAAAACCAGUGUCAGGAAACAAGGUCAAAUGGAGGGUGGUGGUCUUACUAAGCUUUUUUUCUAUCUUGACAUAAUCAUUAGCUUCAUAAACAAAACAAUUUUAAUUCCCAUAAUAGCAAAAUACAAAGAUCCUUAAUUAAAUCUGAUAUUCCUUGUAUACCUUUAUAAAGGAAGUGGGGUAAGCGUGUGGAUGGACCUUGAUUGCUGUUUCUGGGAAAAUGGUCUGAAAGCACAUGUUGCAGAUGCUGAUAUUUUUGUUUUAAUGUUUCUCUAGUAGCCCUGCAGUAGGUCAGGUAAUGGAAUCUGUAACAAUGACAUGCAUAUGUCAGUAUUCUUCAGGCCAAAAACAAUCUUAAUUUACCCUGUUUUCUUCAUGGAAUCUAUAUUUUGAGGAAUGAUUUACACAGAUAAAAUAAAGACCUCUUACAUUAGAGGAGAGGAUUUGGAGUUAGUCAAAAAAAGUUAAUAAAACCACAGUAAUUUUUGGUAUUUUUGAGGUCUGACCUCAAGUUGGAUUUAACAUAUACUAUUAUCAGUUCAGUAAAAAAGACUGAAAAGGGUAUGCUUGCCAAAAUUGAAAAAUUCAUUUUUAAGUCACCAAAAAAAAGAUUGCAAAUUGUUACCAAUAUGGUCCUCAAAUUGUUCUUUAUAAAUAAAAGCAUCUGUAGUUGAAGUAAUCGCAACAGAUAGCUGUACAGCAGAUUAGAAAAAGAAGUGUUGUGCCCAAUAUAAACCAAGUAGAGGAAUUAAAAUAGGGGAUAGUAUCAGACCCUUUAAUGAGAGUUUUGACCAAGUUCUGGUUAUAAGCUGAUGCAGUGAAUUAUGUUGAUUCAAACUGGUGUUUGGAUCAGUUAGGUCAACAUAGCAGCAUGUCUCAUGGAAUAAAAACAUUCCAGCUUCAGACUUACUAUCUAGAGCAUUGGGCUAGGAGUUUUAGGAUACUUGAAUUCUAGUAUUUUGGUACCCUGUGUAGUGCAGAUUUUCCAUUUGUUAAAUGGUGAUUAGGUACUUGUUGAAUGUCUCUUCUGCAAAGGGGAAUACAAGAAAGUAUCUUUUAAAAGUUUACAGUAUGACUAGGGAGAUGACAGUUGAAAAGUUAAAGAUAGGCAAAAUUUCAAUUCCAGAUGAUUAAUAUGAACAAUAAUUCCUACAGGGAUAAACAGCAAGGAAAAAAAUCACUUCUACCCGUAGGUAGUUAGGGAAGGUUUCACUGAAAAGGUGAGAUUCUAGCUUGCCAUUGGAAGGUUGGAAAGGUUUGUAGGAACAAAGGGGAGGAAGGACAUUUCUUCUGGGGGCAUGACAAUAGCAAUAAUGAGGAGCUGGAAAGACAUGUUAUAUUCAGGGAAAGGUGAAGCAGAGGAUUUGAGUAGUAAGCAGUAAGUUUGAAGAAUUAGGUGAGGGCCAGAAGAGGGCCUUGAAUGUCAGGCUAAGAAGUCUGAACUUUAUUCUGUAGGCAGAGAAAUGAUGAAAAUGAGUUGUGAGGAUGAAUGUGACAGUGGUUGGAUUGGGACUGGGGUAGGGCAGCUGAUGCCUCUACAUAAUUGUAAGGACCAGUGGCAUUUAUGUGAUAGUGCUUUAUUAAAAAUUUUGCCAAUUAUUAUAAUUACUACUAGUAAGAACUGAUGGAUAACUAAUACUUAGAUGUUAUCUUUUUCCCCAUGUUGUUUAGAGCCAUGUUGAGACCUCUAAAGCUUCAUCACUACAUCUCAGUGAGGUAGGUAGGUGACAUAUAGGCCUGAUCUAUUGAUGAGAAACUGGGACUUGAUACUUCUGGGGACUUGCCUCAAGGCCAUUCAAUAUGUCAUGUUCCCUCUGAUAAUCAUAGAUGCUCAGUCUCUUGUCUUAGUAGCUUUCCCAUGGAGGCAAUUUAUUUACUCACAAGUUAAACCAAGUUACAUUAUUCUGAUACUCAAAAAAGAUUUAUAUACUUCCCAGGCUCUCCUUAAAUAAAAAUUGAGAAGGAAUAACUGUAUAAUUGCUUUAUCCAAAAAAAAAGUUUCAAAAAUUGUAAAAUCAAAUGUUAAGUGUACUAGGUGGACUCAUUAAGUGCAGUCAUUGGUGAAUCGCUUUAUGAAGGGAGAAAUUGUAGGAUUUAUGUAUAUUGUUUAUGUUGAAACUGUUGGUACAUAAUCUUGAUCAGAAAACUAUAUUCUGCAAGUUUGUACUUAGUGAAAUGAGGGGAAAAAAGCUCUACAAAAUAUGAAAAGAAAUAUUCUGAAUGGCUUAUCUAUUCCAGGCAUUGAGCUUAUCAGGUAACUAAGAAUUUUUAAAGGUGAUGGUGAGGUUUUUUCAUAUGUGUUUCUAUGUUUCUACGUAAGUAUUGAAAGUCUAUUCCCAGAUGGUGUACUUAAGUUGUCUAAGAGCUUUUAAUAAUGAUGACAAGGUUUUUCCAUAUGUAUUUAUAUACUGAAACUAUCCACUGAAUAUAGUCAAUUAAAUGUUAUAUGUUCUUUUCUUAGUGAAUGCUGAAUGAAUGAUUCUUUAAGUUGGUUUUACAGUUAGUACAUUGAACAUUCAGUAUAGUCAAAAGGAAACAUAAAUACCUAAUGAAAAAAAAUUUCUUUGUUUCCAGCUGCUUCCAGAGUUCCAUAUUCAUAGAAUUUGGAUGAUGGUAUAGUCUUUAGUAAAAUGAAGGCUACAUUUUCAGUUGUAUUCUUGCCAAACUCCUGAGAUACACACAGUAUGUAUUGCUAUAGAAAACCUAAUUUUUCUUUGUUAUAGCCUUUGUUCAACAUAUCUUGCCCCUAACAGACCAUACAUAUUUAAAAUUUUCUACAUUGAAAGUUGAUGCAGGCAGCUGCAUUUUAAGCCAAUCUAAUUUCAUGGGAACUGUCACUCAGUGUUGUAUACUAUCUAUCCAUGUAGUAAUGACUUUUUGCUUUGUUUUACAUCCACUUCCUACUGUGAUCCUAAACUCUACAUUCCACUAGCAAAACCUUCCUUAGGCACGUAAAACUAAAGACUACAGUGUCUUAGGAGAGGAAUUUUUAUGUACAUACUGAAUGUAUUUUUUGUACCAUACAUCAAAGAUAUUAUUUCAUCGUUAUGGAUAUUGAUUCCACUGAUGUGGAUCACAGCCUUUCCUUGCCCCAUUGAUAGGUUCAUGAAUUUCUGUGGGCAAAAAAAUAAGGUGACCAGCCUUAUAAUAAUGAAAUUCUGAAAAUUUAACUAGGUUGGCUCUUCAUAAUCCACAAGUCUUUUUGUUUGCCAGAUCUUGUGCUUUCUUGGCAUACUUUUUGAGAACCAAAGGUUGCUACAACAUGUUGAGGCAUCAGAAAAGGAUUUUUUAAAAAUGGCAAUUUAUUUGCAUCAGGUGGGGGGAAAAUACUGAUAUCCAGCACCUCUUAUUUUUGUCACUGCAGCUAAAACAUUUUGGAAAUAAGUUUUUUUUUUUCAUAGUAAAGGAGGCAGAAAAGGAAGCUCAUCCAGUAGAAUGUAUGCUCCUUGAGGAGUUUUUGCCUUUGUUUUCCCUAGCACCUCAGACUGUGACUUGAAUGUUAGGUCCUUAAUCUGUGUUGUUGAAUUCAGAUGUUCAGGACUGUAGCUGAAUCAGUGAUGUAGAGGAAGUAGCACUAGCUCUGGAGUGUCCAUGUCUUCCUAUUGACACCUACAACUUGUGUGAUCUUGGGCCAGUCACUCAGCUUCCAUUUUAUCAAAUAUAGGAUUAAUGGAAUUGGAGGAUUGGAGUAGAUAGCUCAUGAUAUAUUCCAGCUAUAAAUGUGAUAUAUGGUCAUUUUCAAUAGGUCAUCAGGGUGUGGUUGAAGAAUGACGAAACAGUCUUUAUUAUUCUUGAUUACCUGGCUUGUUUGCCAUUGUCCCCAGAGGUUCUGUUUCUGUUCCUGAAGGUUCUCAUCCCUUCUUCUCACUCAUAGAUUGUUCCAUGUCAUAUACCCAAGGCCUGUUGGAUGAAAUACUCCCAAGCAAAGCAAUCUUAGCACCUUCCUCACUCAACCACUGCUUCCUUUGGUUCAGCAAGUGAAUGAGAGGGAAGACAGCUAAUGGUUUUAGCUGAGCAAGGUUGAUAUUUUAAAGAUGCAAGUGAAAAACAGUCACGUAAAAAGGGAGAGAAAGAAAUCUUGGGCUUUUAAAAAUAUAUUGUUCAAGGCUGCACUUAAAUUUCUGGCUUCCCUAACACAUUAGACACUGUUUCAUGAACAUUUGUGGCAAAAGUGCUACACAGACAUGCUCCCCAUCCGUAUCACUCCAUGGUUACGAGCUAGAGAGGACUUAAGGCAAUCUUCCUUCCUCCCCCUUUCUCCCCUUGCCUUAAAAAGGCAAGUCUUUUCAAAAACCCAAAGCUAGACAUGACGCUCUUCUCUUCGACUUUCUCCUGGUACUAUUCUCUUUAUUUUAUUUAUUUCUCCUUAUUUCUUCACUCUUCUUUACACUUAUACAGCCAUGCCUUGUGUUGUAGUUAUUUCUGUAUGUCAUAACUUGCUAAGAUUGUAAAUGGGGAAAGGACUGUUGUCAAACUUCGUUUUUAUAUCCCUAGCCCAUGGCACUGUUCAUUGAACAUAGAAGAUGCUUAAUAUAUGUUGAUUGGAUUGGAUGGAGGUCUCUCUUCUCUGGAGUUAGUGCAUGGGUUCAUUCUAAUUGAACUCAACUUUCUACAAGCCUUCAAAGUCUUUCAUAAAGGUUUUUGAAGAACCAGAAUUUGAAAGUGGGCUAAUCAAUUUCUUCUGUGUGUGAUUUUUGGCAAGGAUUUUCAACAAUGUGUUUUGUCAGAAGUCUAGGAAAAAGCCUUGUGUUAUUGAGGCUUGAAAACCAUUCAUGUAUACUCUGUUACCAAGAAGUGAUUUUUGUGUUCUAAUUUUCUGUAAAAAUCUUGUGUAGUAGUACUCAUUUUGCUUAGUGUAGUGAUCAUCUACGAUGAAAUAAAAUACAAUGAAAUAAAAUUUCUUCCAGAAAUGUAUACAU